Pocillopora verrucosa is the source of this 1572-nucleotide messenger RNA. RefSeq names its product phosphatidate cytidylyltransferase, mitochondrial-like. The record is from RefSeq and is a predicted model, not a curated record. Gene Ontology annotation, biological process: cardiolipin biosynthetic process; CDP-diacylglycerol biosynthetic process. Gene Ontology annotation, cellular component: mitochondrion. Gene Ontology annotation, molecular function: phosphatidate cytidylyltransferase activity. NCBI's taxonomy places the organism in Eukaryota, Metazoa, Cnidaria, Anthozoa, Scleractinia, Pocilloporidae.
AUUAGCUCGGGUAACAUGGCUGACCAACAUGAGAUUCUGCAGAAGAUUUUGUCAAAAUUCCCGUCUGGAGUUUCUUUGGCUUUUGCUUACGGUUCUGGAGUAUUCACUCAGAAAGGGAAUACCUCUCCAAGUAAUAUGUUAGACUUUGUAUUUGUUGUUGAAAAUGUGCGUAAAUGGCACGAAGACAACAUGUACAUGAGAUAUCAUCCACAUCACUAUUCAUUCGUUCGGUCGUUUGGUUCACGUGCCAUAGUUUCGUUACAAGAUAAGUUCGGCGCAGGUCUGUACUAUAAUACUCUGGUACCAAUGGAGGGAAGAAUGAUAAAGUAUGGAACAAUAAGCCGCGAUAACUUUUUUCUGGACCUAAACGAGUGGCAGUGGUUGUAUUUGGCAGGACGCUUGCAUAAACCAGUUCGUUUUGUAUUUCGACCUCAUGACGAAGAUAUUUCAUCAGCUUUGAAAGCAAAUUUAAAUAGUGCUGUCACCGCAGCGCUCCUUUGUCUUCCAGAGCACUUUACAGAGGAAGAAUUAUUCCUAAGUAUUGCAGGUUUGUCUUUCAGUGGGGACUUCAGAAUGGUUGUUGGAGAAGACAGGAGUAAAAUACAGAACAUUGUUGGUUCAAAUUUAGAACAUUUUCAAGAACUUUAUCGACCAAUCUUAUCUAACUGUAGUCAACUUCAUUUCAAUUCUACAUCCUGCAAAUAUCACCAGAAUCAAGAUUGCGAUGUAGUACUUUCUCGACUUAUGUCUUUACCCAAAAAUUUACAGAAACACAUAGCGCAAGCUGUCGAAGGGAAAAGUUUCAAACAGUCAUCAAUUGAAAAUGUGUUAAUCAAGGUCUCACAAGAAAGACUCAACUGCCCACGGACGGUCAAAAAAGGGUUGACUUCCAUUGUCAAAAGAUCAAGCGUUACACAAAGUCUAAAAGGAAUCCUAACUGCUGGGGGUCGGAAGACAUUGAUUUACAGCGCACAAAAGCUUACGAAGAUGCUUAAAGGAUUUUGGCUAAAAUGAAAUUUGAUAUUUUCACAGACCACUGCUGAUUCUUUCUUAAAAGCUACCGGUAGUUUAAGAAAAAAAAUUUUUCAUUUUUAGUCUUCGUCUCGUGCAGAACAAGAGUUAAUCUUCUUUGACUUACAGGGACAACAACCUCUCCCGGAGAUUCAGUCUCCGAGGUCUUUACAUGGCAUAGGUCACGGUAUCUCGAUAAUUUUGUGCAAUUUUGGUCCUUUUUUACACUAAAUGAGGGGAAAUUUAAAGAGGAACAACUGUUUUCCAGAAACAUGGUACUCUUGAGUUCUGAGCAUUAAGAAUGACCGUUUUACUCAUAUUGUGAGGACAAACUUGAAAUAUCACAAUCUUUAAUACGACGACUUUUUCCAACAAUCUGCAUAACCCUUUCCAAUUCUCCCCAACCCUCAUUUCCUCUGGGCUGCCAAGUUUCCGUGUUUGUUUUCAACGGUUUUAAUGAUGUAACCGUAAAGCCCUUAACUUCCAACGGUACCUUCUAUUUGUCAGGUUUCACUUCAGUAGUUACUGCGAAAAUAGGAAUUACUUAUGUCAGAAAUAAAA